Calypte anna (Anna's hummingbird) is the source of this 3801-nucleotide messenger RNA. It is a transcript of the gene HPS3, whose product is annotated as HPS3 biogenesis of lysosomal organelles complex 2 subunit 1. The coding region runs from base 244 to 3273 and encodes 1009 amino acids. NCBI's taxonomy places the organism in Eukaryota, Metazoa, Chordata, Aves, Apodiformes, Trochilidae. Gene Ontology annotation, cellular component: cytoplasm. Gene Ontology annotation, biological process: organelle organization. The record is from RefSeq and is a predicted model, not a curated record. The transcript has 17 exons.
CCGCGGGGCUGCGGCGAUCCGGCGGGAACCGCUAAGGCGGCGCUGACGUCACCCACACCGACGUAACAGCGACAGCUCCGUGCGACACGAGUCCGGGCGGGGCGAACCAGCGGGGCCCGUACCGACGCAUCCCGAGUCCCGGCCCGCCUCGGGAGCUGAGGUGUCCGUGUCCUCUGUCACCCAGCGCAGCCCCUUCGGCCUCCGGUGGCGCCGUGCGGUGCCGAAGCGGGGGUUCCGGGGGCCAUGGUACAGCUGUACAACCUGCACCCAUUCGGGUCGCAGCGAGUGGUGCCCUGCAAGCAGGAACCGGCGCACUUCUGCUGCGGCCGCGACGUGCUCUUCGUGGCCGGCACGGCGGCCAGCUGCCGGGUUGAGGUAUUCGCCGUGCGGGACCAGGGCCGUUGCGAGCCCCUGGGCUCCUUCGCCACGCUGGGCCCCGUGUUGCGCAUGGCGCACAGCCGGGCAGGAGACUAUCUGGUGACAAUUGAAGAAAAAAGCAAAGCAACUUUCCUAAGAGCGUAUAUGAACUGGAGAUGCAUGUCUGCUGGGAGUUCCCGUGUCUGUGUUCGGAUGGUUGGUCACAAGAUGGAAGAGUCAUACAGUGAAACCUUAAAAGAGCAGAUGUCGAUUGUGGAAAUGCCACUUUCAGAUCCACCGCUAUGCAUUUCAUGUUGUCCUGUAACUGGAGAUCUUCUUGUUGGCUGCAAAAAUAAACUAGUCAUGUUCUGUUUGAAAUACUUGGUCAUAAACCAGAAUUUGACUGUGUUAGACUUUGAACGCUCCUUAAUUUUACAUAUUGAUAACCUCAUUCCUGCUGAAGUUGCAUUUUGUUCCAAACAUAUAGCCAUAACGACAGAGCUGGAUGUUCUGAUCUUGAAACUGGAACUGGUCCAGCAAAGUGCAGACAGGACUGAGCAAUGUACACAUGGAAUUAGUGCACUAGAAAAGCCUGUGGACAGAGGUGGGACAGACAAAGACCCAUUAACACAGAGUUUGCAGCUUGAAGUAGAUGAGUUUGUUAUAUGUCAGAAGCCAUUGGAACUGCUUGGGGAAGAAAGUAAGCUAUGUGAGAUACCCAUCACACUGGAAUCCACAGAGUUACCUACAGAAGAUACAAAGCGCUUCCAAGUGCGCUAUCUGCUUUUCAGGCGUUUUACACCGGACCAGUCCCCUUUUGGGUUUUGUGAAGAGACCAAGUUGCACUCUCUUCAGCUGCUUCCUGUAUACCAGACAGGAAAUUCCGUGACAGCCCAUGAGGAAAUUGAAAACGAGACAGAACUACUGAGUCUCUUUUGCUUUUUCUCUUUACCUCAUGUUGGAUAUCUCUACUCUGUUGGGAAGCUAAUAGAGCUGAUUUCUACUUAUCAAUAUUCAGAGAAGUCAGAACAGGCAGUUCUCACUCCACAAUUCCUGCAUGUCAUUACGAGUGAGAAGCUGCAGUGUUUCACAGUGCGGUGCAGUGCAGCAGCAGCUCGUGAUGAGGAUCCCUAUAUUGACACAACUGUGAAGGCUUGUCCGCCUGUCGCAUUAAGUGUCUGCGCGUUAAGAAUGCAACUUUUUAUAGGACCAAGAGUUAUCUGUCAUUUCAAAAACCAUAUAAUUCUUCUGACUAAGGCAGACACAGAAGACAUUACUGAAAGAAGAAAGCCUUCGAGAAGGAUGCUUUCCAGAAAGGCUGACAGCAUCAAAUCAAGAACAAAUUCUGAAUCAGAGCCUGGUUGGAAUUUAUAUAUUAUAAACACUGUUUCAACUAUUCAGCUUUAUAGAGAAAUGGUAGAUUACAGUAGAACUUACGAAAAUGUGAAAACAGAGAGUUGCAUCCAUCUUCUAAGUGAGGCUCACUUACUCCUCAGAGCAGCUAUAAUGGACCCUAGUUUCCUUAAAGCAGAUGAGAAAGAAGAAAUUCUAAGAGCAUUCAGAGAAAGUUGUGCCCUUUUAGGAGACUGCUACAGCAGGUUUGACACAAAGGAUUACCACCUUGCUUUGCCAUACUACAGAAUGUCAGGUUUAUCCAUGACUGAAGUUUUAAAGAGACUAGCUUCAGAGGGUGAUGAAAUACAGACAUACGAGAAAGGAUUUCUAUUUUACUUGACUCACUCUCUUAAUGAAGAAUUAAAUGAAGAAUUAAGCAAGGAAUCAGCAAAUCAAGUUCUCCGAAUAUUCUACCUUGCUGACCCUGAGCAGCUGCCUCACAUCCUCUGCAGUCCCUGCAUGAGGAACGUUUGUCCAUCAACGGCUGUGGAGUAUCUUCAGAAAGUAGAGAAGAUGAUGCCAUCAGUGGUCCUAACACUUGCUACAGCUUUCAUGGCUCUGAAAAUGGGAGACCUGAUCAUGUACGAACAUGAGAUGGACUCUUAUAAGGAGGCAGCUCUGACUUGUGGCUUUAUUGGGCAACCAAAACUCUUGAGACAGCAUAAGGAAGGGGUUGUUAUUCCAACGGAGUUUGCUGUUCAUCUGAAGGAGACCCAGCCUGGUUUACUGGUGGCUGCCAUUGUGGCUUUACAUGAGAACAGCAAAAUUGAACUGGAAGAAGCAGAUACCUUUUUCAAGAUGUUGUGUAGUAACAGUGAAAACAAUAUUCCUCAGCUCUUGGUAGAUUUCUGGGAAGCUCUUCUUGUAGUGUGCUCUCAGGAAGAAAUUCUUCAGGAGCUUUUAUUGAGGAUUACUUCUCAGUAUGUUUGGAGAAUAUCAAAGAAACAACAUCCUGAGACUAAGCCAUUGAAAACAACAGAAGAUCUGAUAAACUCCUGUAAUCAUUUUGGGUUGAUUUUCCCAUGGGUAACUUCAAUAAUGUCAGCAGGCUCUCCAUCAGAUGAAGAUUACCAUGAAGAUAUCUCAAAACUACAGUCUCUUUUAUGUAGUCAUUCAAUCAAUAUAGCUUCAGCUCUGCCUGUCCUGGAGCCUCUGAGUGAGGCUGGCAACAUCGGCCUCACCAUCCAUGUUCUCUGCAGUACCAGUCUAGGCAAGCAUGAGGAAGCCAUUGACCAGCUGCUCCAAAGGUGUCCCGAUGCAGCUGUACAGUAUGCUCAGCACGAGCUGAAAGGUGACAGUCGGCCUGUGUGGUGGAACAAGCUGCUUCCUGAGCUUUGCAAGAGAACCAGACUUACUGGAAAUGAUUGUCCUGUUCUUAUUUCAUCACUGAAAGAAACUUUAUCAGUUGUUGCAAUGGAACUGGAACUAAGGGAUUUUCUCAGUCUUCUACCAGAAGAUGGAACUGCAGCUUUCUUCCUGCCAUAUCUUCUCCACUGCAGCCAGAGGAAGCUGCUGACCUAAAACAACAGAAGUCUUAUGCACCCAAAUACAAAGAAUAUACUGGGACAAAAAAGUGAAUUAAAGAAAUAGAACUACUUCUAAGCUAUUGAGGGACUCCCCUCUCAUAAAUCACCUUAAUUCUCUGUUGAAACCUUAUGACAGCUGUUGAGGGACAGCUAUUGUGUGAGGCAAAGCAUUUGUUUUAAAGGUAAUACUGUUUUACCUUUACAAACACCAGCAAACCAGAAUUCCUGCCAGGUAGAGCUGACUGAUAGAAACAUAAUUAUUCAGCUGCUAAGUGGGAUCAUGGAUCUUUCUCAAUGAGGGUGAAUUUACGACCAAAGCAUCUAGAAAAUACAUUACAGUUGGACGUGCGGUGGUCACUGAAAGUAAAGUAGGGGGUGAGUCUUAAUUCUGUGUUACUUUGGAUUACUCAACUAGGGAAGAGUUGAAGCUCAGGCUCAUAUCUUACCUGUAUGAGUAAAAGUAAGUGCCUUACUCUUUCAGGUGAAUUAUUUUGUUUUGCAACAUACACAUUCCCUUGAAGUC